AUGUAUCAUAUACAAACUUUCCCUCCCUAUCAUCCAACGACUUAUUUUUUAAAGAACAAAAGAAACGGCGAUCUACAACAUAAAGCACCAAAUGCGUUUAUGAUCUUUCGAGCAUGCAUCUCAGUACAAGUGAAAAUACUACAACUUGGUGAUGCUGUUAAAAUUUCAAGAAUUUCGUGCGAAUUAUGGAACUCACUGCCGGAAUAUCAAAAAAAAGCUUACAAAAAAAUUUCGUCAGAUUUAAAAGCGAUUUAUUCGGCUAAUGGUCAGUCUGAAAACAUCCGCGAAGAGGAAAAUAAUCGAGGCGACUCCAACCAAAAUCCUAUUUAUGAUUUUCUCGUGGAUAAAGAUCAUGAACCCAACCAAAAUCAUAAUCGUUGUUUUGCGGAGGAAUAUCAUCAAAACGAAUCCGACCAAAAUCCUAAUAAUCACUUUCAAAAUGUUUUCAUGAAGGAAUGUUAUCAACCCAAUAAUCAGGUUAAAGAUUUUGUUCCGGAGGAAUGUCCUAAUAAUCACUCUGAAAAUGUUUUCAUGAAGGAAUAUUACCAAUCCAAUAAUCCUUUUGAUCAGUUUGCUGGCUUUUUCACGAAGGAAUGUUAUCAACCCAAUAAUCAGAUUGAAGGCGAUUUCGAUAAUGAAUAUUAUGGUCUGAACAAAGAUUGA
Molecule: messenger RNA, 663 nt
Organism: Ambispora gerdemannii
Lineage: Eukaryota; Fungi; Glomeromycota; Glomeromycetes; Archaeosporales; Ambisporaceae
Source: the annotation of a GenBank genome assembly